ACAGGUUCCGGGUUGCCAUUGCAUAACACAAGAAAACUGUUUUCUGGAGGGAAAAUGGCGGAAACAACCAUCGACGAGGGAGAAACUAACAGAGAAAUGGAGGUAGCUCCGGCUCUAAUCGCAGUUCACCCGCUUGAAAAAUCUGUCGCAGUCGCUGCCGGUGCUGAGCUUCGCGUCUUUGACUUGGAGGGAGAUUGUCCGGUUACUUUACUUGAUGAUUCUGGUGGGCCUCUUCAUGCGGAUUCCAUAAGGGCAAUACGCUUUGGUGCAAAGGGGAGGCUCUUUGCAUCUGCUGGGGAUGACAAACUUGUCAAGAUUUGGACCACGGAUUCCUGGCGCUGCCUACGUACUGUAUGCUCUGAAAAGCGAGUGAGUGCAGUUGCCAUAAGCCAUGAUGGUCUUUUUGUUUGUUUUGCCGACAAGUUCGGUGUUGUGUGGGUGGUGAGUUUAGACGAGGAAGAGGGAAAUCAGCCUUUGGUCAAUAAGAAAGCAGCACCAAUUCUUGCUCACUAUUGUAGCAUCAUAACUAGUUUGGAAUUCUCUCCAGAUGGGCGGUUCAUCAUUAGUGCUGACCGGGACUUCAAAAUUCGUGUUACUAUGUUUCCUAUGAAACCUUUCAAGGGAGCUCAUGAGAUACAAAGUUUUUGCCUUGGGCAUACUGAGUUUGUCUCUUGCCUUGCAUUUCUUUGUACUCCUGAUUACUCGCAAGGAUUUCUUCUCUCUGGAGGUGGUGACUCAACAGUUCGUUUGUGGGAUAUUGCUUCUGGAUCCCUUCUUCACACUUGUGAAGUUGGAGCACAGGCAGAACUUGUAGAGUCUAAUGGAGAUGAAGUGUGCCAUCCUGCUGUGACUGCUAUAUGCACCUUCCCUGUUGGUUCAUUAAUUGCUGUGGCCAUUCAAAGCUUGCAUGGAGUGAUGCUUCUGAAUUGUGAUCUUUCUGGUAGAACCCUUUCUGUUGUCAAGGUGGUUUCCAUGGGGGACGUUUUUAUUGCUACCAGCCUUGGCAUGAGUUCUGCAGGUCGUUUGUGGAUGGUUACAGGUGCCUCCAAUAUCCAUGGAUCAAAUUUUACAUCUUUGGCCCGUGUGAAGGUUCUUGCUGGUUUCGAAAUGAGCAACAACCUAGACUCCAGUGAGAAUGAGCCAUGCAUGCUGGAGGAUGCCAACAUUCCGGGGGGCGAGAAAGUGCUUGAAAAGUUACAGGGAUGUGUAUCACUUGCGAAAGAAGAGAAGGCAUUGGCGGCAGCCACAGAGGCGGUGAAGAUAGCCAUGCGUAAUCUAUUAAUUAAAAAGCAGUAUUCAGUGGAUAAACGAGAGUUGAGAAAGAAGAGCAGAAAUGAUAGAAAGCUCAAACAAUAGGUUACCAGGAUGAACAUGAGUUACAUUUAGGGGAUAAGCAGUUGGAUUAGAAAAUAGUUAAUCUUGUAUUUAGAUAUGUUGCCUGCCUCAGUCGGUACCUUGUCUAGGGUCCACAGUAUGUGCUUCCUGUCAGAGAGAAGGUAGGAUUGGUAAAUCCAAUUUUGAAGUACACUCAGUUCUAGGCUUUAAUCUAUUGAGUUCAUUAUCACAGUU
This is a messenger RNA of Telopea speciosissima, 1569 nucleotides long. RefSeq names its product tRNA (guanine-N(7)-)-methyltransferase non-catalytic subunit WDR4. Gene Ontology annotation, cellular component: tRNA methyltransferase complex; nucleus; cytosol. The record is from RefSeq and is a predicted model, not a curated record. Bases 55 to 1356 code for a protein of 433 amino acids. Gene Ontology annotation, molecular function: tRNA (guanine(46)-N7)-methyltransferase activity; protein binding. Lineage: Eukaryota; Viridiplantae; Streptophyta; Magnoliopsida; Proteales; Proteaceae. The transcript is spliced from 10 exons. Gene Ontology annotation, biological process: RNA (guanine-N7)-methylation.